AUGAACAAAUUAAUAAUAUCGAAAAGUUUACUUUUUAACACUGUUUCUACAAUCAAGAAUACUCCACUACUACAACUACAAUCAACUAGUAGUACUUUGGUCUCUUCAAUAUCAUCAUCUUUGUCGUCAUCAUCGACAUCAUCAUUUUCUACUACUAGUAGUUUUAGUAAAAAUGAUAUUUUAUCAAGAAGAUCAUCAUUAUUAUUGCCAUCAAACUCUUUUACUAGUUUGAUGAGUGGAAGAAUGAUGAUGAUCAAGGUCAAUGCAGAUGAAGACGAAGAUCAAGAAAACAAGAAACCUGUUCUCACCAAAGAGGAAAAGGAAAAGUUAAAAUCACAGAAAAAAGAAGACAAAAAGGAAAGAGAUCAAGUUAAAAAGGACAAUAGACAAAAGAUGAUCGAACGGUCAAAGGCAAUCAAAGAAAAGAACAAAGAAAAAGAAACCAAAUCAAAAGAGAAAUUGGAUCAAAUGAAAAAGGAAAAUACAAGAGCACCACUCUCUUUUUUGCCAUCGACUGACAAUAGUAGCACUCUUUAUGACAAGGACGAUGAAGAUGACGAUAAGUUUUCAUACGAACAAGGUUCUGCCGAUCAUGAUGGUGGAUCAAAACAAAAGAAACCAAAAUUAAAACCAAAUGUUAAAAAACCAAACAACAAUAAGAACUUUCAUAGAUAG
Cavenderia fasciculata is the source of this 675-nucleotide messenger RNA. RefSeq lists its product as uncharacterized. The transcript has a single exon. The coding region runs from base 1 to 675 and encodes 224 amino acids. NCBI's taxonomy places the organism in Eukaryota, Evosea, Eumycetozoa, Acytosteliales, Cavenderiaceae. The record is from RefSeq and is a predicted model, not a curated record.